Messenger RNA from Salvia splendens (bonfire salvia), 2274 nucleotides. Its product is annotated as kinesin-like protein KIN-10B. Gene Ontology annotation, biological process: spindle elongation; microtubule-based movement; mitotic spindle organization. Lineage: Eukaryota; Viridiplantae; Streptophyta; Magnoliopsida; Lamiales; Lamiaceae. Gene Ontology annotation, molecular function: microtubule binding; ATP binding; microtubule motor activity. The record is from RefSeq and is a predicted model, not a curated record. Bases 130 to 2088 code for a protein of 652 amino acids. The transcript is spliced from 13 exons. Gene Ontology annotation, cellular component: microtubule associated complex.
ACCAACGGGUAGGAGAAUCCAUGCCCAGAUUUGAAUUUAAACUAUGAAAGCGCACAUUCAAAAUUUUCCUAUUUAGAAUUUCAACAUCGUCUUCUCAUCUCCUCUGUUGCUCAAAAAUCUCAAAUUGUCAUGGCCACUCAACCAGAAAAGCUCUGCGUCACACCAACUCAGCGCCAAACCUUUUCAACCCCGGCCAAAUAUCGCCACCAAUCCAUCUCAAUUGCGCAGGUCAGAGUGAUCGUACGACUUCGUCCCUUUCUCCCUCAUGAAAUUUCUUCCAGAAAUGGACGCCCCAUCUCCUGCGUUUCUCUCCAAGAAUCGGAAGCCUCUUCCUCAAAUGAAGUCACCGUUCUUCUCAAAGAUCAAGAAACCAGUCGAAAUGAGUGCUUCAAUUUGGAUGGUUUUUUCGGGCAAGACUACAACAAUGUGGGUCAGAUUUUCGACAGGGAAGUGAGGCCUUUGAUUCCGGCAAUAUUUCAGGGAUACAACGCCACCAUCUUUGCUUACGGCGCCACCGGCAGCGGAAAAACCUAUACUAUGCAGGGGAGUGAUUUGCUGCCUGGUGUAAUGCAUCUUGCGGUUGCGAGCAUCUUGUCCGACUGCAAGUGCACGGGAAGUAGCGUUGCAGUAUCGUACUACGAGAUAUACUUGGACAGAUGUUAUGAUCUGUUAGAUCCUAAAGAAAAGGAGAUCAUGGUUUUGGAUGACAAGGAUGGACAGAUGCAUCUCAAGGGGCUGGCUCAAAUGGAAGUCGAUUCAACCAGCAAGUUUCAUGAGAUUUUCAACUCUGCACUCCAAAGGCGGAAGGUUGUUUGCACGGAUCUGAAUGAUGCAUCGAGCCGUAGCCAUGGCGUGCUAGUGAUUACUGUAUCCACCCCUUGUCAUGAAUCAACCAAAAAAAGUGUCACUGGCAAACUUAACCUCAUUGAUUUAGCAGGUAAUGAAGACAACAGGAGAAUUUGCAAUGAAGGAAUUCGACUUCAAGAGAGCACUAAGAUCAACCAAUCUCUUUUUGCACUAUCGAACGUGAUAUAUGCACUUAAUAACAGCAAGCAGAGAGUACCAUACAGAGACAGCAAAUUGACACGCAUAUUACAGGAUUCUCUCGGAGGAACAAGCCACGCCCUUAUGGUGGCUUGUCUGAAUCCAGGAGAGUACCAAGAAUGUGUUCAUACAGUUAGCUUGGCAGCACGGUCUCGCCAAGUUUCCAAUUUUGUAUGCCCUGCUCAUAAAAAAGCAGACUCAAACAUGAAAGUUGACAUGGCGGCAAAGCUCCAGGCAUGGCUAGAAUCCAAAGGCAAAAUGAAAGGUGGUCGGAAAAUAUUCAAUUCUCCAUUUUACAGUAGAAGUCCUUGUUCGGUGAAACCUGUGAGGAAGUUCAGUACUUUUACACCAUCAACUAAAGCUGUCAGAAACAACGAACUAGUUCUGGAUUCAAAAGAGCGGAGUUCAUGUAAAACAGGAAAAAAACUAUUUCAGGGUGGAGUUUACACUGACUAUAAAAGAGAGGUUGAAAACCUUUCUGCUGCAGAAACUAACCAAGACAAGCUUUCUGUCCCAGUUUCUGUGGAUGCAUCAAAAUCAAAUCCUGCUGAUGAACAUGUUAAGGAAACAACAACAAACAAAAGUGUCGAUGCCAGUGGCCAGUUACAGGAAAAUGAGAAAAUCGAAGCACUUGAGAAGCCCUAUAGGAAGGUCCUCUCGCCAAUUCACUCCAACAUUGAGAGAUCCCAUUUUGUUUCUUCGGAUCCAAAGACUCCUACAUUACGUGCAGUAACAUGUAAUAGAGAAAAUAGCAUCCAUGAGUAUGGUACCCCACUUGAUAAAAUUACUUCUCGGAGCUCCAGCUUGAAGACUUCUCUUCUCCAAGAUUACAUAGAAUUCUUGAAUACGGCAAGCAGUGAGGAGCUAAUGGAGCUAAAGGGCAUUGGGCAAAAGAUGGCUAAUUACAUCAUUGAGCUGAGGGAAACAAGUCCUUUAAAAUCUCUCGGCGACCUGGAGAAGAUAGGCCUUUCCUCAAAGCAGGUGCAUAACAUGUUUGGAAGGGCUGCAAGAGGACUUCUUGAGAAUUUCAUACACAACUCCUAGGAUCAAAGGUGCAAAGGCAACAGAAAUUUGAGCCUGUGUUGAUUUUAGGUGCUGCAUUUGCUGUUGAGCUUGUUCUUGCUGUGUGUUACAGAAUUUGAGUGUUUAGAUACGUUUGUCCAUGUAUUAACUAGGAAUUUAGCUGUCACGUUACUAUAGUGACAAAGUAAUCUUAUUUUUCUUCUCUUA